AUGGGAAAUUCAAAAAGUACUCGGAAAUUUUUGGAAUUGAGACGUUUAGAAGAAAUUACUGGUAUACCUCGACAGCAAUUUUCAAACUUGCAUGACGAGUUUAAACGUAAAAGUGCUGAUGAAAAUGAAGUUCUUGUGGAUAGAAGUGAUUGUCGUCAUUUUAUUAAUCAAGUAGGUGUUGGUGCUUAUAAUCAAAAACUAGUGGAUAAUGCUUUUGGAUUUUUCUUAUAUGAUGGUAAAAUGACUACUGAACAACUUUUUUCUUGUGUGGUUAUGUUAAGUGAAACAAUGGAUGGUAUUGAACGGCUUACUUAUAUUAUUGAUACACAUAACCCUAAAGGUGCUGAUGAAAAUAUGAUUACACGUAGAUAUGGUAGAAAGAUUUUGAAACAUAUUAAUGAAUUUUUUGAUAUUAAAAAAACUGCUCCACCAGCACAAGUUUGGAUUCAAAUGUGUGGUGGAACUGACAAAGAAGAAUUAACACGAGAUCAAUUCAUAAAAUAUGUUAGUACAACAGCUCCAUACCGCGACUUUUUAGUUUGA
This is a messenger RNA of Rotaria sordida, 543 nucleotides long. Lineage: Eukaryota; Metazoa; Rotifera; Eurotatoria; Philodinida; Philodinidae. The record is from the annotation of a GenBank genome assembly.